AAGAACAAGAUUUUAAAAAUCAAAUCCUAACGGUCAAAUUUAGAGGUCAUACUAAAUCUCUUUGGAUUCUUCUUUCUCUAUAACCAUCUCAUUCCUCAGUUUCUUUGGACGAAAAUCAUUGCAAAUUACAGUAAAUAUCAAUAAUGAGUUGCGUUUUGGUUUGUUUUAACGGUUUGAACCAUAAAAAACGGCGGCUUUCGACGAAUGUAACGCCUCAUACGGACCAAAUCUCUGGAGUUAAUGAUCAGCUUGAUGUUGCAAAAACGGAAGAAGAACAACCCAUUAUUGUUACACAACCCAAAGAGAAUCAUGAGGAAGAAUGCAUCAGCAAUGAGAAAAAGAAGGUGACAUUUGAUCCGAAUGUGAAGGUCCAUGAGCUCGAACAUGAAAAAGAAGAAGAGCCGUCAAAUGGCAUGAAAUCGGAUUCUAAUCCGAUUUCAAUAAAUGGAGACGGAUAUCAAAACCGGGUUGAAGAAGAGUCGUCGGAAUCAUUAUUUUCUAUUUUGUUAAUUGAUUCGGAUAGUGAAGUUGGUGAAAAGGAGGUGUCAAGUCCGAUGCCAAAAUGUAGUUCAUCACGCUUGGUAUUAAAGGCGAUUGAGUCUGAAUGUGAAGAUAGGAAUCAUCGGAAUGUUGAUUUCGUGUUGAAUUCUGUUGAAAAUCUGAAUCAAUGUAAAGCUAUGGACAUGAAAGCAGCUCGAACAGUGCACACUAAUCAUCAAGACAAGGAGAAUAUUAAUCUCGAAAAUAGGCCUGUUUUGGGAGAAGUAGCGGCGAAGGAAGUUGAUAAAGUUUUUGCAAAUACUUGCCCUAGAACGCCGGUUAUAGGAACUAUACAGAGCUACUGGAGUCGCACCGGACAGCAUAUGGAAUCAGAUUCAGAUUCUUCUUCUAGCAAAGGAAGGCGAAUAAUGGCCGAAAUGGAUGCUAGCUGAUGAUGAAGCAAAAAGCUCACUUGAAUUUUUCAUUGAUCAUGUGACAGGUAACGUAAUUAGUUAAUAUUUCGAUCAACAGUUACGUUGUCAAUUAAAAGUUCAUAAUCUUACGCGGGGAAUUGAGUAGACCAAAGAACUUUUGGUCAUUUGCAAGAGAUUGAAGCAAGCUUUAAUUCGGACGUUGGUGUAGGAUAAAUUAUGUUGUAUUCUUCUCAUUCUUCUUUACUAAAUUCUCAUGUAUCUGUUGUAUUUUUAGUAAUUGAUUAACAUCCAGAAAGUUCCAAUUUUUUUGGAUGAUUAAACCAAAUAAGCAAGUUAUAUGGAAUUCUACACCACUUGAAGCAAGGCUUGAUAGAAUCUUGGACAUAA
Mercurialis annua (annual mercury) is the source of this 1301-nucleotide messenger RNA. RefSeq lists its product as uncharacterized. Lineage: Eukaryota; Viridiplantae; Streptophyta; Magnoliopsida; Malpighiales; Euphorbiaceae. Bases 144 to 932 code for a protein of 262 amino acids. The transcript is spliced from 3 exons. Gene Ontology annotation, biological process: male meiosis II. The record is from RefSeq and is a predicted model, not a curated record.